AAUGCGGGCGACCAAUCGCGGGACCCACCGCGCGCGCCCUGGUUGCCCCGGGAAACCUAACAGCAGGCUGCAGCGGUCCUCAGACCUGAGACUGCGGGUCGAGCAUGGACAGCCACUACGAGGAAACCGAGGAUACCGAGGGCGAAGAAGAAGGAGCUGAAGAAGCCCUGACCAGGCAGUCGUCCGAGAGCAAGGUCGUCUCCGAACCUCAGACCCAGGCCGAGCCUGCGGAGGCAGAGCCGGAGCAGGAGUCGGAGUCAGAGCCGCCAGAGCCUGAGGCGGAGACCCAACCGGUGGAGGACGACCCCAAAGCAGAGGCUUCGGAGGGGAGUGAUUACGCGCAUGUCGAGGUCCAGGAAAGUCUGGAGGCCGCUAAGACUGAGGGCGAGACAGCAGAGGCCGCGAGCGAGCUCGAGUCCCGGGAGCCUGAGAGUCUGCCAGAGCCGCAUCCCGAGACCGAGCGGGAGUUCCAGGAGCUGGAGGAGGACGAGGACGAGGACGAGGACGAAGACGACGAUGAAGACGAAGACAAGGAACCCGACCGGCCGGAGAAGAAGGACAAGGUGAAGAGGGUGAAGAGCAAGGAGUCCCGGUUCCGGCCCCUACUGCCGCUGACCACGAUCGACGAGGAGGCAGCUGCUCCAGCCCCAGCGACUGAGAAAGAGAAAGAGGAGGAGAAGGAGUCAGAGAAGGAGUCAGAGAAGAAGCGAGGUAGCGAGGAGAUCGAGGUGACAGGUGAAGGACGCAAGAAAAGCACAGAAGAGCAUCUUCACCCUGCAGAGGAGGAAGAGCAAGAGAAGGAAGACCUCGAGGACUUUGAGUGGUCUGCAGAUGUUCGGAAGCUGCAAGAACAGCAGCUGCGCGGUGAGCUAGUGGACCAGUACCACACACUGCUGGUGGAGCGGAACCGGUACCAGCGCUACAAUGUGUACCUACAGCAGAAGAUCUCCGAGACGUUACGCAAGAAGGGCCUGGAAGCAGCUGAACCUGCGGACAAGAGUGCGGAAAAGGAUUCUCCCGAGAAAGAGCAAGCAUACUUGCGUUAUCUGGCCAUGCUGGAGGAGCUGAAAAAACAGGAGGCGGACGACCUAGAGUGGUACCGCGAGGAGGUGCGUGAGAUGAAGCAUCAGUGCCAGGAGAAGCAGGCCAGGGUGGAGAAAGAGUGGCGUCGCUUCCAGGCCCUCAAGAAGCAGGUGGUGAUGCAGGUAAUGGGCAGCUGCCGCAUGCGCGGUGGGCGCCAAGCAGCUCUGAGGGAGGUGGAACAGAUCCAGGCGCUGGAGGAUAAAAAGGAGAAGGAGAUGAGCGUGUUGCGUCUCGAGAACGUGCAGCUGAAGCAGAGCCUGGUACACUUUGAAACCAGGAUGAAGGCCCAGGAGGACUUGGCUGAGGGGCUGCUCCUCAUCGACUUUGAACAGCUCAAAAUUGAAAACCAGACCUUCAACGAGAAAGUCGAAGAAAGAAAUGAGGAACUUCUAAAACUGCGCACUAAGGUGACCAGCAACGUGCAGAUUAUAACCCACGUGAAGGAAAAGCUGUCUUUCAUAGACAUGGAGAACUCAUGCAAAAAGGCACAACUUUUGGAAAUCGAGGCCCAGGUGGCCCUGGGAAGAGACCUAUUGACAAAGACAAAGCAAGCCCGAGACAGCUUUCGAAUUGACAACAUCAAACUGAAUCAGAAAUGUGGGCUUCUGGGUAAGGAAUCACUCCUCCGAGACCUAGAAGAAAAGGUGGAUAAGACAGAAUUUCUUAACCAGCGUCUGGAAUCCCUGAAGCGCCAUCACGCAGGGCUCACUUUGUCCUGCAAAGGGGUGAAGCAAAAGAUCAGGGAAGCCAAAACGUUCCUCCCCUCUUGACAUUCCUUGACAGGACAUUUGACAAAACCUCCAAAACUCUAGGAACUUUACACCCCACUCUCUUCUGCCCUCCCACUGUCAUUCUAUGUGACUUGGGAUGCAACUUUAUUUUUGUCAUUUCCAGCUUCCAAAUUCCUCCUGAGAGCAUCAGUUAGUAGUUCUACAUGAGGUUAAGUAAAAUAUAUCGAGAGGGGGAGUUUUAAACCAACUAAUGAUGAACAGCCUUCCUAGUCAAGCAGUCCCAUAGUCUAGAAGAGUGUUAAAACUGUUCCUUGUCUAUAUGUAAGGAUGGUUUAAAGGUUUAACCAGUAGCUAAGGUACAGAAAAAUCCCUGAUCACCUUUGUACUGAUUAAACUGUAUAGUCUUGAA
Messenger RNA from Mesocricetus auratus (golden hamster), 2223 nucleotides. RefSeq names its product coiled-coil domain containing 96 (gene Cfap184). The coding region runs from base 105 to 1853 and encodes 582 amino acids. Gene Ontology annotation, biological process: cilium assembly. NCBI's taxonomy places the organism in Eukaryota, Metazoa, Chordata, Mammalia, Rodentia, Cricetidae. The transcript has a single exon. Gene Ontology annotation, cellular component: axoneme; ciliary basal body. The record is from RefSeq and is a predicted model, not a curated record.